CGGCGCUUAGAAGCGACGUGGAGAGGAGGCAGGGACUGACGUAGGUGACGUGACGACGGCGUCGUCUACGUCAUGUGACAUGGUAGCGCAGCUCCCGCAGAGGUGUCAGCUUGACAGCUUUCAUUUUCUCCUCCAGGGCUGUGAUAGGACACCCAGAGAGAAUGGAUGGUUUUUCUCUGACCCUUCCAGAGGCAGUGUGCCUUGGAGCCAGCUUGGGCCUCUCGGGCAUCUUUUACUAUCUACACAAACAAAGCCGGAAAGCUGUUAAAAAACUUGAUAAUGCUCCACACGUUAGUAUAGAUGGGAAACUCAAAGACCUUUUGAAAGUUACUCCUGGAGCCCGCCUACAGUAUGCUGUGGUUGAAGGUACGGUAAAACCAGUGGAUGAGCCUCUAACGAGCCAGUUCCACAAAGACAUUUCUGGCGUGUUGCAAAAAUUUACAAUAAAGGAGCACAGGCUGGUGUGGAGCAGCAUUUCCCGGACAUGGAUGGACUCAGAGCGCAUCUUGCACCAAAGAGUGAAUAUGGUUCCCUUUGCUCUGGUUGGAUCAGACAAGGCUGCAGUCAAAGUCCAGUCCCCUCUGCAAGCAGAGGGAAUGUACACAGAGACCACCAAUGAGAAAUUUCACCCGGCCAGUUAUGGUUUUGGGGAGCUUGUAGGACUUUACCUCAGUGGGGAAAAGUCCAAAGGUCACUUGGAGAUUGAAGAAAUGCUUAAGGUUGGUACGACUCUUAUUGGCGUGGGCGAGUUGAUCCUAGACACAGACGGCACUCUGACUCUUCGACCUCCUUCUGAUAAUUCACAGUAUUUCUUGAGCUUGAAAGACUUUGAAACCCUGCGAAAUGAAACGGACACCAUGGCUGUUUGGUGGAAGGCGCUGACUGUUGUCUCUGCCUUGGCAGGGACAGCAGUCCUCCUCUGGGUGUGCCUACGAUUCUACCGCACUGUCCAAGUGCGAUGGGAGCAGGAGCAAGAACGCAAGGAGUUUGCACGGCUGCAGGCUGAAGCUGCAAGACUGCGUGCAAACAGAGCAAACGCAGAGGGUACUCAGGAUGGAGCCAACAGCAAUCAUAUGGAAAGUGUCUGUGUGAUUUGUCUCAACGAACCAAGGGACUGCAUCCUGUUAGACUGUGCACACGUGUGCUGCUGCUAUGUCUGCUUCCAGGCCCUCCCGCAAAAAACCUGUCCCAUCUGUCGACAGAACAUUGUCCGGGUUCUGCCAUUCUACCAGUCAUAAGGCACUUGUGUGACCAUUUAACCUCAGUGCACCAAGGCUCUAAAAUAAAUCAGUUAAAAAGACUUUGGAAACGGUUUUCUAGUAAGCGAGGUACCAUGUGAAACUGCUUGUGACUAGAAAAAAGUGACAAAUGUGUGAAUUCUUUAGCAAUACAGAUGUUUAUGUUUGGUAAAUGUGCCUUAUGGCUGCUGCUGUAUCAGAAGGGUACAACUGUAUGGUGUAUGUUUGCUCAGAAACGUUUGGUUUUAGUCUCAUUUAAAAGAAAACGUUUUACUGUUGUAGUUUAAAUCACGCACUACAGACAGAAUGUUUUACAUACUUGUUUGUUGCAUCAGAUUUAGUAAAGCAUCACUCUGAAGACAAUUAUUACCUAACAUAUAGAAAAGAUGUGACUAAUUUAUUAAAAACAUUUUACAUCACA
This is a messenger RNA of Girardinichthys multiradiatus, 1659 nucleotides long. RefSeq names its product mitochondrial E3 ubiquitin protein ligase 1a (gene mul2). The transcript is spliced from 6 exons. The record is from RefSeq and is a predicted model, not a curated record. Gene Ontology annotation, molecular function: ubiquitin-protein transferase activity. Bases 162 to 1238 code for a protein of 358 amino acids. Gene Ontology annotation, biological process: protein ubiquitination; organelle organization. NCBI's taxonomy places the organism in Eukaryota, Metazoa, Chordata, Actinopteri, Cyprinodontiformes, Goodeidae.